Molecule: messenger RNA, 2117 nt
Organism: Alosa sapidissima (American shad)
Lineage: Eukaryota; Metazoa; Chordata; Actinopteri; Clupeiformes; Clupeidae
Gene: rnd2
Product: Rho family GTPase 2
Exons: 4
Coding region: 334-972 (212 amino acids)
Biological process (GO): small GTPase-mediated signal transduction
Molecular function (GO): GTPase activity; GTP binding
Source: RefSeq, a predicted model, not a curated record
AGGGCGCGUAGUGUCACCGUGGGAACCGACAGGCUGCAGGGCGGACUCACCGAACAAGAAAGGGAGUGAGAAUAGUCGGAGAAGAGUGCGCUCGGUCUCACGCGCACCAACUCAUUCACAAGCGUUUGCUGGAGGAGUAUCGGCUACACCGUCGCUGGCGCACACAAUAUUUGGAGGAGAAUUUCACUCGUAUCUUUUUCUCUUUCCUCUUUAUGGGUCAUUAAUAAGAGUAGAACUUAAUUGGACCGCCUCUCCAUUGGCCGAUGGUAAUCUGUGGUCCGGUCAGCAUACCCAGCAGACACCGACGGACGGUCGCGGGCUACCGACCGGGUGAUGGCGAGUCAGGGUAGCCGGUGCAAGAUCGUGGUAGUCGGGGACACACAGUGUGGAAAGACUGCUUUGUUACAUGUGUUUGCAAAGGAUUGUUAUCCCGAGAAUUAUGUCCCCACUGUGUUUGAGAACUACACCGCGAGUUUUGAGAUUGACAAACAGAGAAUCGAACUGAACAUGUGGGAUACAUCAGUGUCCACCUAUGUGCAGUGGCAGGCAGAGACGCAAGAGUUCUGUCCCAGUGCGAAGCUGGUGCUGGUGGGCUGUAAGCUGGACAUGAGGACGGAUGUGAGCACGCUUAGAGAGCUCUCCAAACAGCGCCUCAUCCCCGUCACACACGAACAAGGCAGUACGCUGGCGCGUCAGCUGGGAGCGGUGGCGUACGUGGAGUGUUCGUCGCGCGUGUGUGAGAACAGCGUGCGGGACGUCUUCCACAUCACCACGCUGGCCACGGUGCGGCGGGCGCACGCCCACCCGGGCUCCUCGGGCUCGUCCUCGGGCGCCCUCAAGCGCAGCACCUCACGCCGCGCCCUCAAACGCAUCUCCCAGCUGCCCCUGCCUCUGUCUGGCUCUGCCUCCCAGACGCACGAGCCAGCCCCCACGCUACGCAAGGACCGCGCCAAGAGCUGUGUGCUGAUGUAGUGCACACACACACACACACACACACACAGAUACACACACACAUAGACAUACGUAAGCAAAGAACUGAUACCUGAGAAGAACUGAUCCCUACUGUAUGUAUAUACAUAGGACAGGUACACAAGCACAUGCUAAAAUAUGUAUACACUUGCAAGUAUGGUUCUCACCAUGAACCCACACAUUAACACAUAUACACACACAUACACACUCCAAGCCACCCUUACAGAUGUGCAGUUUGCAUCUGCAGAAGUAUUACGUGACAUCCCACAGAGCUUUAUUUAUUGCUUUUGAUGUAUGGUUUAUGUUAUUCUGCUUGUGUAAAUGACCUGCAGUCUCGCUGGACACACCCUUGGACUUGGGGGUUUACAUUCUCUUGGCAUUUUGUUUUCUAGUUUUGUCUCUCCUUUCCUCCUUUUUUUAUUUUCCAAUUGGCUUAGAGAGAGUAUCUCUCACCUUCUCAAAUUAGACCUCAGGACAGGACAGGGGCUGGGACUGCUGGAUGUCAGCUCUGCUCUCUGAUUGGUUGCCGCAUAGUUUCCCUCUCCCCGGUUUCCACUGACAGUAGUGGUUGUCAAAUGUGAGAGAAGGAGAUUCAAAGGAAAAGGGAGGAAGAGACUCUCUGAGGUUUUGCUAUAUAUAGCCAAAUGGUUCUGUUGCUGCCUCCAAAAUUGAACUCAUCUAAAAGGGAUGUCAAAAAAAAGAAAAGAAAUAUGAUCAAAAAGUGACGAGGAGAAGGAGAAAUAGGAAAUGUGAAAUUGUGGCGGAUUUAUGAUGUUUCUUUUCUGCAGGUCCUAGAAACCACAAGUGCUUUUCAAGAUAAGAUCACUGUACAUAUCAGUUUAACUAUGAAUGCCAUGUAAUGAAUUGUGCUCAGCCUUUGUUCCGUGGAGCUCCGCAGAUGACUAAGAGGAAGGGAACCCAGAGUGUCGUGUUGGACGCCACAAUAGACACCCUCGCGUGGGAAUCGACGCGAUUCCACCACUCAACUCUGGCCCCUUUGCUUAAAGGAAUAUUUUCAUUUUGUUGUGUACAGAUAUCUAUGGGGGAAGGGAGGAGAUGGUUGAAGAAAUAUGUAAAAUAUGAUGAUGUUUUAAAUAUGUUUAUUGUGUUGGAAUUUGAAGCACAGUAAAAACAGAGACAAGCUACGC